GUGUCCUUUGCCUGCUCUUUCGAGUGAAUAAUAAAAACAACAUCUGCUAAUGUCAAAUUUAUCAAGUGCCUCUUAUCAGAUAAUUUAAAAAGUAUAAAAGUUAAUUGCUUUAUUUUUUAAAUUUUACUAUACAGUAAUAAUGGCUCGAGGUAACGUAAUGCUUCCAGCGAAAUCUGGAGAAUUUAUUGCUAAGCACGCAAAACACGUUAAAAUUAAUAAGGACAGCGGUGAAAAGUUGUGCAAAGAGAUACUGUCAAGUAUAAAAUGCAAUCAGUUACAAAUGCCAGAGACGGGGUCAGAUUCAAUUCAUCCUUCAAAAGACCAUCCGAGAGCAGUCGAUUGGGUCUUUGUGACAGAUGCACUGAAUUUUUGUUUUUGGUCUAAGAAUAAAGAAAAGCAAUGGGUUGUUGAUGGUUUCACUGGAUAUUUCGCUUUAGAGGCUGCGUUAAACAGAGCAAUAAAGAAUGGUGUUGACAUAACAAAUCCUGAAUUUUAUUCCAAAAUAACAAAAGAACAACUGCUUGACAUCAUGAAAGGGGACACUGAUGUUAUUAUACCACUUUUCGAGCAAAGAAUUUCUGUUUUACAUGAAAUUGGAAGUAUACUCAUUGAAAAGUUUAAUAGUACAUUUGAAACUUGCGUAAAAGAAGCCAAUAAAUCAGCGAUAAAACUGCUUGAGAUUGUUGUUGAUAACUUUCCAUGCUUCAGAGAUGAAGCAAUGUACAAUGGUCAAGCAGUUUCGUUCUAUAAGAGAGGGCAGAUCUUAGUUGCGGAUAUGUGGAAUUUUUUCAACGGUACUAGUUGGGGACAGUUUGAAGAUAUUGACAAGUUGACAAUGUUUGCUGAUUAUAGAGUGCCACAAGUUUUGGUAUACUUUGGUGUUAUUAGUUAUAGUGAUGAACUGAUGAAUAAAUUGAAUAAUGAUGAACUGCUUGAAAGUGGAUCAGAUGAAGAAAUAGAAAUACGCGGAUGCUCUAUCCAUGCAGUGGAAUUGCUGAAGAAGAGAAUAGAAGAUGAAAUAAAAGAAAAACAAUUGGCUGUAUCUGUGCCUAAUUCCAGUCUAAUUGAUUAUUAUCUCUGGUGCUACAGAAGGAAACAUGUGCAUGAGGUUGAAAGUAUACCAUAUCAUAAAACAUUAGGUAUAUUUUACUGAACAUGUGGGUAUUUUGAUGUUUUAAUGUAACUGAGACAACUACUGUGAGACAUUAUUAUAAACUAAUUAUAUAAAUGGCUAAACAAUCAUGUAUAUUUGUAUAUAUAGGAGAAAUACAUAAGUUCGUAAUUUAUUUAAUUCUUGAAUAUGAAAGUGAAGACAGUAUUAUGUUGAACAUACUUUUGUAACAGAAUAAGAUGAAUAUACAUAUCUAUUUAUGUGAUUAUUUUAAAAU
Molecule: messenger RNA, 1388 nt
Organism: Papilio xuthus (Asian swallowtail)
Lineage: Eukaryota; Metazoa; Arthropoda; Insecta; Lepidoptera; Papilionidae
Product: UPF0553 protein C9orf64 homolog
Exons: 4
Coding region: 140-1153 (337 amino acids)
Source: RefSeq, a predicted model, not a curated record